Messenger RNA from Ictidomys tridecemlineatus (thirteen-lined ground squirrel), 1284 nucleotides. It is a transcript of the gene Calr3, whose product is annotated as calreticulin 3. Gene Ontology annotation, biological process: protein folding; ERAD pathway. Gene Ontology annotation, molecular function: calcium ion binding. Lineage: Eukaryota; Metazoa; Chordata; Mammalia; Rodentia; Sciuridae. The record is from RefSeq and is a predicted model, not a curated record. Gene Ontology annotation, cellular component: endoplasmic reticulum membrane; endoplasmic reticulum.
GCGACGCGCCUGGCUCGCCGCAGAGACCGCUGGGAGGACAGGGGCGGUCACGAGGAGGAGCGCCGCGCAUGCCCCAUGGCACGCGCCCGCGUCCUGAUCUGGGCCGUCUGCGCGCUGCGCCUGGCGCUGGCCACUGUCUACUUCCAGGAGGAAUUUCUGGACGGAGAGCGCUGGAGAAACCGAUGGGUGCAGUCCACCAAUGACUCCCAGUUUGGGCAUUUUAGAGUGUCGUCGGGGAAGUUUUAUGGUCACAAAGAGAAAGACAAAGGUCUGCAGACCACUCAGAAUGGCCGAUUCUACGCCAUCUCUGCACGCUUCAAACCGUUCAGCAACAAGGGGAAGACUCUAGUCAUUCAGUACACCGUGAAACACGAGCAGAAGAUGGACUGCGGCGGGGGCUACAUUAAGAUCUUUCCUGCAGACCUGGAUCAGAAGAACCUCAAUGGGAAAUCACAGUACUAUAUUAUGUUUGGACCUGACAUUUGUGGAUUUGAUAUCAAGAAAGUUCAUGUUAUUUUACAUUUCAAGAAUCAGUAUCAUUCAAACAAGAAAUCAAUCAGAUGUAAGGUUGAUGGCUUCACACACCUGUACGCUCUGGUUUUAAGACCAGACCUUUCUUACGAAGUGAAAGUUGACGGUCAGGCCAUCGAGUCCGGCAGCAUUGAAUACGACUGGAACUUGACCUCGUUUAGGAAAAUGGAAGAGUCUGCACCAGAGUCUAAGGAUUGGAAUCAGGCAAAGGACGCGAAAGCCCAGGACUGGGAGCAGCAUUUCCUGGACGCCAGCGCCAGCAAGCCCAGCGACUGGAACAGCGAGCUGGACGGGGACUGGCAGGCGUCCCUGCUCCAGAAGCCGCCCUACCAGGGCGGCCUGAAACCAGAGGGCAUCGACAAAGACAUCUGGCUUCACCGGAAGAUGAAGAACACCAACUACCUGACCCAGUAUGACCUCUCGGAAUUUGAGAACAUCGGCGCCAUCGGGCUGGAGCUCUGGCAGGUGAGAUCUGGAACCAUCUUUGAUAACUUCCUGAUCACAGACGAUGAAGAGUAUGCUGAGAAUUUUGCCAAGGCCACCUGGGGCGAAACCAAGGGUCCAGAGAGGGAGAUGGAUGCCAUACAAGCCAAGGAAGAAGUGAAAAAAGCCCGCGAGGAAGAUGAGGAACUCCUGGCAGGAAAGUUUCAUAUGCGUGAAAGUCAUUUCAAUAGAUAUUACAGGAGGGAUGAGCUUUAGUCAUCCCUAUUAUAAAGAUGACUGAUAAAAACCUUGUUUCUACUUUAAUCUGCA